Molecule: messenger RNA, 991 nt
Organism: Theobroma cacao (cacao)
Lineage: Eukaryota; Viridiplantae; Streptophyta; Magnoliopsida; Malvales; Malvaceae
Product: Translation elongation factor EF1B/ribosomal protein S6 family protein
Biological process (GO): translation
Cellular component (GO): ribosome
Molecular function (GO): structural constituent of ribosome; small ribosomal subunit rRNA binding
Source: RefSeq, a predicted model, not a curated record
AUUUCUUUAAUUAUUAUUCCUCUGAAAAACCCAAAAACCUCACCUUCCCAACUUUGUCUUCUCCUCCAAGCGGCGGCGCACCCAUCAGUCACCCCGUCCGCCUUCUUCUUCUUCUUCUUCGCCGAUCACAGCUGUCCAUCACUGCUACAUCACGGUCGUCUUCCUCUCUCUCUGUCACGAGCUUGGGUCCGGUUCCCUCUCUGUCACGAGUGUCCUUGAUUGCUUUCGAAGAGAAAGAAAUGCCUCUGUAUGAUUGUGUGCUUCUAUUUAAGCCCCAUGUGCAAAAGGAGCUUUCGAUGGACUUGAUAAGACGAGUAGGAAAACAUGUUUGUAGCAGAAAUGGGGUUCUCACUGAGAUGAAAUCGUUUGGGACUGUUCAGUUGGGGUAUGGCAUCAGGAAGCUUGAUGGACGAUACUAUCAGGGUCAACUCAUGCAGAUGACAAUGAUGGCGACACCCAAUUUUAACAAGGAGUUGCACUACUUGAACAAGGAAGACAGGCUGUUGCGUUGGCUUUUAGUUAAGCAUCGUGACACAAAACAUGGGCUGGAGUUCCUUAGUGAAGAGGAUGGGAACUUGGAGCUCAGCAAACUCCCUCGAGGCAAUAUAUUUAAUGACGUCGACGAGGAAGAGGAUGAUGAUGAGGAUGAGGAUGAGGAUGAGGAUGAUGAUGAUGAUGAUGAUGAAUAUGAUGAGAACCAAGAGAAUAGUGGAGAACACUGAUGGGUAAAAGAAUUUGAUUGUCUGAGGAUAAGGCAGAACAUUGAUAGACAAUAGAAGUUCAUAGUUUAUGUUCUUUGUCAUUGUAGUUUGCUGUGACUUAUGUUCUGCUUGGGUCUUAAGCAGCCAGAAGAGUUACAUUUCACUAACUUAGCCUGUCCAUGUAUUUUCUGCAUUUUCCCAGUAGCCUUCAAAGUAUUUUGUAUUUUUUAUCAGCAGGCACAUUUCUUGAAAAAUAAAAAUUCAGCCUAUUACAUCUGUGAUGCUCAACA